Molecule: messenger RNA, 8340 nt
Organism: Chelmon rostratus (copperband butterflyfish)
Lineage: Eukaryota; Metazoa; Chordata; Actinopteri; Chaetodontiformes; Chaetodontidae
Gene: stab1
Product: stabilin 1
Exons: 70
Coding region: 552-8234 (2560 amino acids)
Biological process (GO): cell adhesion
Molecular function (GO): hyaluronic acid binding; calcium ion binding
Source: RefSeq, a predicted model, not a curated record
GGGAGGUUCCCACUUUGCCAGUUUCUGUUGUUAUUUUUUCUUUCUCUUCCUAGACCAGAGAGGAAAAGACGUGACGCCUGCAGUAGCACCAGCCUCUCUGGCUACUCUCUGCCUCGCAGGACACUGAGCUGAGAGUUUAUUUGUUAGUUGUAAUUUGUUUGUUAUUCCUACAUUACAGGAAUUGUUACCUUCAGGCUGAAAAUGAGCGACGAAUACUGCUGAUAGUCCCAGCACUGCCUGGAUCCACCCUGUAGUUUUUAUUCCUUAUCUUUUAACUUCUUAGAUUUUUCGUCUGCGUUUUACUACUCCUAUUGCUGCUGCUAAUAGUUUAGUUUUUCCUGCACAGAGGAUGUUGUUAUCUGUGUGUUUUUUCCUGUAGCGAGUAGAGCAGGUUGUGUUUGAGGCUCAGACGUAUGAGGAGAAAACUGAUGUGAAGAUCCAACGCUGCCUGAAUACGUUCUCAACUUUGUGCUGCUGUUUUUUCUACUGACUGAGGAGGACGCUGGGUUGGUGGAUUCAUUUCUCCCCCCCUGGAUGUGACACUUUGAGUCAUGCUGCUGCUCCUUCUGCUGCCGCUCUGCCUGCAAACUUCACUGCAAGAACAGACUGCUCCUCCUGGUCGGUGCGAUGUCUCACAGAGGGAGGACGUGCACACCUCCUGCACUUCCUGGGCCGCCUGCACCACCAGCAGCUGCCCCCACGGCUUCAGCAGCGUGGGCAUGACGAACUGCAGUUACGUGGUGCAGAUCGGCGGCAGGGAGAUGGAGCUGGAUGGAUGUCAGCACACGUGUGUGAAGAGGUUCAUGCAGCCACAAUGCUGCCCACAGCACUGGGGAUCUCUGUGUCUCCCCUGUCCCAGCUGGUCAGGGAAGACCUGUAACUUCCAUGGAACCUGUCUGGAUGGAGACCUCGGCAAUGGGACCUGUGUCUGUGAUGACGGUUUCUCAGGCUUUGCUUGUCAGGAGUGUAAGAAUCCUAACUUUUUUGGAGAAAAGUGUGACAAAGAGUGUGACUGUAAGAAUGGAGUGUGUAAUAAAGGUCCAGAGGGUGAUGGACAGUGUUGGUGUCAACCACCAUACACUGGGACACGCUGUGACCAAGUGAGUACCAGGUGCAGUAACUGUGGCCCCUACUCGUACUGUAAAGGAGAGGGAGACGCCGCCGUCUGUGAAUGUUUGCCUGGAUACAGGAAGACGUCACAGGGAAAUUGCGCAAGUGUUUGCUCAGGGAGGGACUGUGACAUCAACGCCCAGUGCUCUUCACAGAGGUCAAAGGUCAGCUGCGUCUGUAAGCCCGACUACCAGGGCGACGGCAAGAUCUGCGUACCCAGAAACCCAUGCUCAGAGAACAAUGGAGGGUGUCCCAUCAACUCCACCAUCUGUGUCUUUAAAGGACCCAACAAGUCCAGCUGCGAGUGUAUGUUCGGCAUGUCCCCGGUCAGAGGCAAUGCUGAGUUUGGUUGUCAGCUGGUUUCUGCCUGCUCAGCGGACACCUGUGACCCCUCAGCUGUCUGUCAAACUGAACUUGAUGGACAACCAAGGUGUGUGUGUGAUGCAAGUCAGAUUGGUGAUGGCCGACGUUGCUAUGGUAACCUGAUGGAGCGGCUGAUAGAGCUGGACAGGAGUGGAAGCCAGAGAGAAAAUCUGACCGGAGCCGUCACCCUGUUUGAGAAAGGCUGUUCAGCGCUGCUGAGUCAUGACGGACCGUUCACAGCUUUCAUCCCUGUGCUGAAAACACCUCUGACUGGUGUUAAUGAGGACCUGUUGUGUAAAAACCACCUGAUCCUGGGUCAGCACCUCUACAAGAAUCUGGAGGGACGAGACUUCAAUAUGUAUGGAGGAGCCAGGUUAAGGAGAAAAGACCACAAGAGGUUCAUCCUGAUGGACGAUCCCAGCAGACUGUACACAGUCAUCCAGGAAGACCUGCCAGCAGCCAAUGGGAUCAUCCACAUCAUCGACCGGCCAAUGACAAACACACUUUCUGACAGGCCUCUUCGUGAUGAACGGUUUGCUGAUAUAACGAUUGGCGAGAUUCUGACGAAGGAUGAAAAAUACAACCGCUUCCUGUCUCUGGUUGAUAACUGCGGGUCACCUCCUCCUCUGCGGGGUCCAGGACCCCUGACUGUAUUCAUCCCCACCAACCAGGCUGUGGACCAAGCCAGAGAUGGCAGCAUCUUAUACAUGCUGAACGACGCCAGACAUAAACUUCAGGAACUUCUCAGACACCAUGUUUUCUCCCAGGCUAUGCUGACAGUGGACAUGUUGGCUGCUCUCCCAAAGAUUCAGACGAUGGCCAAUCAGAUUGUGACCAUCACUGUGUCUGACGAUGGUGCGAUCCUGUUAGGUGAGAAGGGCAUCCACCUGGUCAGCACCAACAUUGUGGCAUCCAACGGGAUCAUCCAUAUGAUUGACGGGCUUCUGUACCCGCCUUCCAUCCUUCCCAUCCUGCCCCACCGCUGUGAUGUCAUCGAGAGCAAGAUCAUCUUGGGUCCAUGUGUUCACUGCAAUUACCUAUAUCUGACUGACUGUCCAGAUGGCAGCGUCGAAAUGGACAGUCACUUGAUCGGCUGUGAAUAUGUCUCGUCUCCUCUCAGACAGACCCUCAGUAAAGGCUGUGCCAAAUUCUGCAACACCACCAGACAGGUAGCAGAGUGUUGUAAAGGUUUCUACGGUCCAGACUGCAAACCCUGUAUUGGAGGAUUCCAGCAUCCCUGCUAUGACAAAGGAACGUGCUUUGACGGUAUCCAUGGCAACGGCUCAUGCAGCUGUCAGUCAGGCUUCAAGGGUGUCGCCUGCCACAUCUGCUUGGAUCCAUCCAAGCAUGGAGAAAAGUGUGAUGAAGAGUGUCGCUGUGUCCACGGUGUGUGUGAUAACCGUCCUGGCAGCGGUGGUGAGUGUCGGAGAGGAUCCUGUUUGGAGGGCUACUCCGGAGACAACUGUGACAAGACAGCCACGCCCUGCAACUCUGAUGGACUGCAGGAACACUGUCACAUCCACGCAUACUGUGUACACACAGGACUGAAUACUAUGUGUCUGUGUAAAGAUGGAUAUGAGGGUGACGGUCACUCCUGUUCUCCCAUCAACCCCUGCCUGAAGAGCAAUCGAGGAGGCUGCGACAUCAACGCAGAGUGUUUGUAUGUGGGUCCAGGUAAUGCGUCGUGUGUGUGUGUCGAGGGUUGGACAGGUGAUGGCACGGUGUGUGUGGAGAUCAAUAACUGUCUGCUGGAUAGUCGAGGAGGCUGCAGCCCAAAUGCUGACUGUAACCACAUUGGACCAGGACAGAGUGAGUGUGUAUGUAAAACAGGUUACAUGGGGAACGGUAUUGUGUGUGACCUCAUUAACCCCUGCCUCAAGAAGAAUGGAGGCUGCCAUGACCUGGCAAAGUGUGAGCAGAAGGAGAGCGGAACUCACACCUGUACCUGUCCCGACGGAUACGCUGGAGACGGCAACAUCUGCUACGGAUCUUUACUGGAGGAGCUGGACAUGAACUCAAAGCUGUACAGUUUCUAUCGACUGACUCAGAGGUACAGUCACUCCUCUGAGGACCUGAGUGGGAACAUCACCAUGUUAAUUCCAUCCAGAGAAGCUCUAAGGAACAUCAGUUCAAGCUCGUUCUGGACCACCCGACACCAUCUGCCUCAUUUCCUGCGGGCCCAUUAUCUGCAGGGGAUCUACUCUGUAGAAGAUCUGGACACACUGGUGGGUAGCAGGCUGCCCACCUUGAACCCCUCCACCUACUGGGAGAUCAGCAACAACAGUGGGGUGGUCUGCAUUGGAAACGCCUCCAUCAUAACACCCAACCUGCCUGCAAUCAAUGGCUACAUCCACAUCAUAAACCAGGUUCUGACCCCAUCCCGCUCAGACCUUCCCCCAGAGCCUCCCACCCUGAUGGCCUUCCUGAACUCCUCUUCCAACUUCACUCUGUUUAGACAGUACGCUCUGAUGUACAAUCUAUCAAUGCAUCUGAAUGCAGCUGAAUUUACCCUCCUGCUGCCGACAGAUGAUGCCAUCAGACAGCACCUCAGCAGGACUAACUCCUCCCUCCUGGACUCUGAUGUGUUCAAGUACCAUGUGAUUUCCAAUGAGCUGCUCUUCCCUGACCACCUGUCUGAUGGCGCGUUCAAAAGCACACUGCUGGGUGUUGACUACGAGGUCCAGUUCCACUUAAACAACAAAAACCAGACAGUUGUGAACGACGUUCCUCUUGACGGCAGUUUCAUUGAGACCCAGUACGGUGUCAUCAUAGUCCUGCCUCAGGUCCUAAAAGUCCACCGCAACAGAUGCAGCAAACAGGUCACCAUGCAGGUCAAUGGAAGGUGUACAGACUGUGAAGGACCACCUCGAUGUCUAUUCAGCUACAAACCAAUCAAAGAACAGUUUCCAGCCAACAUGCGAUCCAACUGUAAAUACAGGAAGCGUGUUGGAUCCAGGAGGAAGUCAGUGCCAGGAUGUGUCAUCAAAUGUCUUCGGUUAAUCACGGAUUUCUCCUGUUGUCCUGGUUACUACGGCCACGAGUGCUACAAAUGCCCUGGAGACAUUGGCAGCUGGUGCUCCAAUCAUGGGGAGUGUCAAGAUGGCAACCAUGGCAACGGGGAGUGCCAUUGCUACGAAGGUUUCCAUGGAACUGCGUGCGAGGACUGUGAGCCGGGACGUUAUGGAAUCAACUGCUCCUCCAAGUGUGUGUGUGACCACGGGAAGUGUGAGGACGGUCUGGCAGGAAGUGGCAAGUGCAUGUGUUAUAAAGGCUGGAAAGGAGCGUCCUGCUCUAUAGAGAUUAAGGACGACGCCUGUGGAGGUGUGUGUGACGAGAACGCCAACUGUAUAACAGGGCCGAAGGGUUCAGCUGCUGCCUGUGUGUGCGUGGCUGGAUAUGAAGGCAACGGAACUUACUGUAAAGAGCUGGAUAUGUGCAGCAGGUAUAACGGUGGAUGUUCAGAGUUUGCUGUCUGCACAAAGGUGUCAGCAGGAGAGAGAACCUGUUCGUGUAAAGAGGGAUACACUGGAGAUGGGGUCAUCUGCCUGGAGAUUGACGGUUGUCUGGUCAACAAUGGAGGCUGCCACAAGUCAGCAGAGUGCAUCAGAACUGGCCCCAACAGUACAGCCUGUAGGUGUAUGAUGGGCUUUCAGGGAUGGGGGAAGUUCUGUUAUCCCGUCAACCCCUGCAAAAAUAACAAUGGCGGCUGCAGUAAACAUGCUCGCUGUGAGUACAUGGGUAAGGGUCAAAGGAACUGCACCUGCCUCCGAGGCCACAUUGGCGAUGGCUUCGAUUGUCGGGGAAGCACCAACAAUGAGCUGUUCCGACAGCCAGAGAACGACUUCUUCCGUCGAAUGUUAUCUGUGAGUCCUGUUGGCGCCCACACAAUGUCUGGCCCUCGUGGUCUUUAUGGUGAUGGGCCGUUCACCGUCUUUGUUCCUAUUGACAGAAACAACAGCGACUCCUCUUUUGAAGACUGGAACCGGUCUGGUCGUCUUGCUGACCUUGUUCGUUACCACAUUGUUUCCUGUGAGACUUUGAUGUUGAGUGACCUCAAAUCCACCAAGCUUGUUGUCUCGACGUCGGGAUACAUGCUGCACUUCAGCCUGGAGCAGGGUUCAGUCUGGGUCAACAACAAAUCAAGGAUUGUGAAGAGUGAUUACACCACAUCUAAUGGAGUCAUUCACCACAUCGACAUGCUGUUGACGCCCUACAAGCUGCAGGACAAACCAAGUCUCCAGUCUAACAUGAUGAACUUCUCCUCAGCCGCUGUGUUUUAUGGCUACAGCCGCUUCUACAAACUCGUCAAGGAUGCAGGGUUACUUCCAGUGCUCAAGUUGUCCAUCCACCAGCCGUUCACCAUGCUCUGGCCCACAGACGAAGCCCUCAACUCCCUGCCAGCAGAAAGACAGCGCUGGCUCUCCAGCCCCGACCACAAAGACCAACUGGCUGCUACUGUGAAGGCUCACAUCAUACGCAACUCCAGGGUGAUGGGUUUCAGUCAGCCGGAUAAAUACUCAUCCUUCCGUACCAUGCAUGGAUCCACCAUCAAGUACAGCUGUGACAAGACCCUGGUGGGGGCUGUAGUGAUUAAUGAUAACGCAGCCAGGUUAGUGGAGCGCUACCUGAACUUCAAAGAGGGCUUGGCCUAUGGCAUCGACCAGUUACUGGAGCCACCUGGCCUGGGAGCGCACUGCGACACCUUGGAAAACAGAACCACUUACGGACGCUGUGGGCGCUGCUUCAGCCCUCCAUCCUGCCCCUUCAGGCACGAAGACACGGGAAAGACGGAGACUUGUUUGAACUAUCGCUCCAGGUAUGGGGUCGGCUACUCACCUUGGUAUUCCCACCUGGACGAUCCUUUCAACCGGAGGGGAUGUAAGAGAGUUUGUCACUUUCCUUCCUGGGUCCAGAAGUGCUGCAAAAACCAUUAUGGCAGAGACUGUCAGGUUUGUCCAGGUGGUGUCGAGGCCCCUUGUGGCAACCAUGGUGUCUGCGACGAUGAUGUGCGUGGUUCAGGAAGAUGUACGUGCCACCAAGGCUUCAGAGGAAAAGCCUGUGAACUGUGUGUCAUCGGCCAUUAUGGCCCCAACUGCACAGUCUGCAGCUGUGGGAAGCAGGGAAGGUGUGAUGAGGGCAUUGAGGGUUCUGGACAGUGUGUCUGUAAACCAGGCUGGGAGGGUGAUCGCUGCCAGAACGAAAGAGGCUCGAUCCCAGAGGAGUGCCGGCAGUGCCACGCCCAGGCGGACUGUGUGCCAGGUGCUGGUUGUCAGUGUAAAUCUGGAUUUCAGGGCAACGGCACCUUCUGCAGUCCAGAGCCACCUCCAGACCUGUGCUCAGAGUAUAAUGGUGGCUGUCACCAGAACGCAGACUGUAACCAGACGGGACUGCUCGUCAACUGCACCUGUCACAGUGAUUACCAAGGAGACGGCUACUCCUGUGAGCCCAUCAACAGGUGUAUUGAAGAGCCGAAUGGGGGCUGCAGUGACUUUGCCUCCUGCAAGUUCACUGGUCCAAAUGAACGUGAGUGUGAGUGCCUGCCGGGGUACGUGGGUAAUGGAGUCCAGUGUCUGGAGAAGGUGGUGCCCCCCAUUGACCGUUGCCUGGAAGACAACGGAGGCUGUGACCCCAUUGCCACCUGCAAGGACCUGCAUUACCAUGCCAACACAGCUGGAGUGUUCCACCUGCGCUCUCCAGAGGGGAAGUACAAGAUGAACUUCAGUCAGGCUGAUGCUGCCUGCCAGGCCGAGGGUGCCACGCUGGCCAACUUUAAACAGCUGGGAGACGCACAGCAGCUGGGAAUGCAUCUGUGUGUGGCCGGCUGGUUGGAGGGGGGGAAGGUGGGAUACCCGACACGCUUUCCCUCGGUUAAGUGUGGAGACAAUCAUGUGGGCCUGGUUAUCUACAAAGAACCUGUGGACCAGAGCAGCAAGUACGACGCCUACUGCUACAGGCUCAGAGAUGUUUCAUGUGUGUGUCCUGCUGGUUACGUUGGGAAUGGAGAUUUCUGUAACGGCGUCCUGACCAACGUCCUCGCCACGACCAGUAACUUCUCCAUCUUUUACAAGUUGUUGUUGGACUAUAGCGGCUCGUCCUUGGAGGGCAGACAGCUGGUUGAAUUUCUGUCUCACAGGACAUCGGAGGUCACGCUGUUUGUUCCCCAUAACGCUGGCUUCACCCAAAACAAGACUCUGUCCAGUAGAGAUCUUGAGUAUCACAUCUCAGCCAAUCACAGCAGACGACCAUUCAAGGAUCUGAAACACCAGGAAGUCAUCAUAUCCAGGCUUGGGUUCAACCUGACUGUUACCCACGGCAACAAUGAGAGCCAUAAGCUGGUAAACCAGCGGCUGCUAUUGGACUGGGACAUUCCUGCUGUAAACGGGAUCAUCCAUGUCAUCGAGGCCCCGCUGACGGCGCCCCCCGCACCGAUUUCCCAUCAUGCCUCCCGAAGCCACACUCACUCAGGUGGCACGGUGUCGGCCAUCUUGGUGUCAGUGAUGCUGGUGUGUGUGUUGGCUGCACUCGGCUACUACGUCUUCAAACACAAGACUGACGCCUUCCGCUUCCACUACUUCAGAAAUGAGGAUGAAGACGGUGCGGCGGGCGGCAGGAAGAAGCCCACACUUGUCUCCAUCCCCAACCCUCUGUACAGCGGCUCCAGAGCCUUCACCGAACCGUUUGGGGAUGCCAGUCAGGGGCUGGAGCCAGCAGAGCCUGAAGAAUCUCCAAAGAUUCUGGACCUGGACCAGGAGAACCAGUAAAACUGGAGCUUUGUGUUUACAUGCCACAAUUACUUGUUGGCUUUAUUAUGGUUCAGCUUUUACUCAGUUCAUCUGUAUCCAAACAAGAAAUAAAAGGUGUCUGUUU